Molecule: messenger RNA, 1293 nt
Organism: Helianthus annuus (common sunflower)
Lineage: Eukaryota; Viridiplantae; Streptophyta; Magnoliopsida; Asterales; Asteraceae
Exons: 2
Coding region: 1-1293 (430 amino acids)
Source: RefSeq, a predicted model, not a curated record
AUGGGUUUUCCUGCUCUAUGGCGGAAAUGGAUCAGCGGCAUUCUGUCUUCUUCCAGAUCCUCCAUACUUGUUAAUGGUGCACCCUCUCAUGAGUUUAAUAUUGAGCGUGGUGUUCGUCAAGGCGACCCGCUUUCUCCAUUAUUAUUCAUUCUUGCAAUGGAAGCACUCCAUGUAGCUACUGUCACGGCUAAUGCACAGGGCAUAUUUAAAGGCUGUAAGAUGCCAAACAGUGGGCCCACCAUCUCACAUUUAUUAUACGUUGAUGAUGUCUUGUUUAUAGGUGAAUGGACGGAUUCGAAUUUUCGAAAUCUUUCUAGACUUCUAAGAUGUUUCAAUCUCUCUUCGGGUCUAAAAGUUAAUUUCGACAAAAGUAAUCUCUUCGGGGUGGGAGUUCCUACGGAAAGCAUAUCAGAAAAAGCUUCUAUUCUUAGAUGUAAAACGGGUGUGUUUCCUUUCACCUAUCUUGGUCUUCCAUUGGGUGCAAACAUGGGUCUGGUCAAGAACUGGAAACCAAUAAUUGAUAGAUUUGAAGCAAAACUCACAGCCUGGAAAGCUCGCACACUUUCUUUCGGCGACAGGUUGACAUUGAUUGAAGCGGUGUUAGUGGUUGCCCCAAAAGAAAAGGGGGGUUUGGGUUUCGCUAGCCUGGCCGCUACAAACAAAGCUUUAAUGAUUAAAUGGUUAAUCUGUUUCAAAAAUGAGCCAUCUUCAUUAUGGGCCCGUUUAAUUUCAGUGAUUCACGCUGGUGGAAGGUGUCACUCCUUUAUACCGUUGAAAAGCUCCAUAGGCGGGGUUUGGAAGUCUCUCAUAAACUUAGGUCGGAUAUCUCAGAAUCAGCCUCUCAACGUCCAAGAAAGGAUGGUCCUGAGGAUGGGUAACGGUAAAAAAGCAUUGUUUUGGCUGGAUAUUUGGGCUGGUGACAGACCACUUCGAGAUUUAUUCCCGAACUUAUACGACCUGGAAAGUGAAAAAAGAUGUUAUGUUUCGGACAGGUAUAACAUUAAUCAGGGCUCGAUUGUUUGGUAUUGGGGUAGCAAUAACUCUCUAUCAAGUGCAAAUCAAACUGAAGUUUGGGCCGAAUGCAUUUUACUUAUGCAAAAAGUGGAUAUUCAGAUGAGACCGGACGUUUGGCUUUGGAAGUCAGGUUCUGAGGCUGCCGACUAUACGGUCAGUAGUGUUAGAGCUGAACUGGAUCAUAUUGACACCAUUAACGAAACACGGGUACUCAAAUGGCUUCACUUGAUCCCAAAAAAAGUAAAUUGUUUUUAUGGAGGGUGGUACUUGAUAGAAUAG